Salarias fasciatus (jewelled blenny) is the source of this 1081-nucleotide messenger RNA. It is a transcript of the gene pycard, whose product is annotated as PYD and CARD domain containing. Gene Ontology annotation, biological process: inflammatory response; innate immune response; regulation of apoptotic process. The transcript has 2 exons. The record is from RefSeq and is a predicted model, not a curated record. The coding region runs from base 97 to 750 and encodes 217 amino acids. NCBI's taxonomy places the organism in Eukaryota, Metazoa, Chordata, Actinopteri, Blenniiformes, Blenniidae.
CCGGGACCCCAGCUUCCUGACAGUUGCAGGAGCUGACGGCUGUGCGCGGCGGCUCCUCGGCAGAGGGUUUGGAGUUCUCGGGUGUUGAGGUGAAACAUGUCUGUGAAGACCCUGACCGAGGUCCUGGGGGACGCCCUGGAGAACCUGGGCAAGGAAGACUUCCACCGGUUCGAGCGCCGGCUGCUGGACCGCCGGGCCGAGCCGCGCGUGAGGCGCAACCGCGUGGAGGACAAGAGCCGCCUGGAGGUUGCCGAGGUCAUGGUCAACACCUUCACCGAGGCGGAGGCCUGGCGCGUGGCCGCGGAGGUGCUCAAGAAUAUCGGCUGCGUGGGGGACGCAGAGGACCUGGAGAAGGAGGCCAUGAAGAUCUCCCCAGGUCCCGGAUCUGCUGCAGGUCGGUGUCCUGGAUCCGUGCAGGGUUCCGGGUCGGGUUCCGGGUCGGGUCAGCAGGCCUCAGCCUCCGCUCCUGCUCUCUUCUGUCUUUCAGCUCCACACUUCGUGGAUCAGCACCAGAGUGAGCUGAUCAAAAGGGUGACCAACGUGGAGCCCAUCCUGGACCAGCUGCUGGACCGCAAAGUCCUCCAGCAGGAGUGCUACGACCAGAUCCGGGCCCUCAGUACCCACCAGGCCCAGAUGAGGGAGCUGUUCUCAGGACCGCUGCAGGCCGGCCGGGGGGCCAAAGACGUCUUCUACGAGAUCCUGAAGGAGCAGGAGAAGUUCCUGGUGGAGGAGCUGACCCAGGAGCGGUGAGGGUCCGGUUCCCCGAACAGACCGGAGGAUCCCGCUCACGUCCGGCCAAAAGGAGACCAAAUCCAGAGUCACAGGACGGAUCACCUGGCACCGAUCCGUUUUAAUGAACCCAUUAAAGGUUGUAUGGAGGAUUUUCCAUGGAGAGAGAAAUCCAGUGACAGUUAGUCCUUUUUGAAAUGCUGCCAUGCGUGAUCCACACCCCUCCCCCCUGCUCUCUCCGGAGGACCGCCUCCUCCUGACGCAGAAAGUAGCAUGUAGCAUGUGUAUCUGUGUGGCUGCAGCCUGCAGGCUAAACAAACCCCCCCCCCCCCCUUCCCCCCCUCCUCUCACU